Molecule: messenger RNA, 1496 nt
Organism: Colletotrichum graminicola M1.001
Lineage: Eukaryota; Fungi; Ascomycota; Sordariomycetes; Glomerellales; Glomerellaceae
Exons: 1
Molecular function (GO): N-acetyltransferase activity
Source: RefSeq, a predicted model, not a curated record
GACACUUGGAGAGGUGCCUUAUCCACCAAAACGCAAUCGGAUUCCAUAGCAGCUGUCAACUCGCUGCAGUUUACACAAUUGAUCUAGACGAAGGAGUCGAGCUUUCCAGGGAUGACCUUAAAGAACUGGUCAUCGCCGCUUUAGGAAAAACACUAUGUCGCCAUCCUGUCUUAGGAACUACCCUGAGAGACGCGGACAGUGCACGGCCAACUUGGAAAAGGCUUGAGCAUGUCGAUGUCCGAAGGAUUGUACAGUUUAUUGAUGCAGACUACCAGUCGAAUAUCGAAAAACUGAUGGAAGCUGAGCUCCAGAGAUACCUCAGACCGACGGAGGAUCUUCCUCUGUGGCACUGCCUGGUUGUUGUUCCCAAUAUGACAGAGUUCCUGAACUCAGUGUCAUUCGCCAUGUCCUUCUCUUUCCAUCGUGUCGUUGGAGAUGGCUAUUCCGCGGUAUACUUCCACCAGACAUUUCUCGAAGCUACCAACUUACUCCUGUCUACCGGCGAUCGGGUUGGUGGUCUGAAGCUUACAGCCAACCAAGACGUCCAGGUCCCUCAUCUCCCUCUGGUUCCGCAUCUGGAGGAAAGCAUGGCACUUCCUCUUACACUUAGCUUUUUGCUCUCCAAGAUUUCCAAGUACUUUUCUGCAAGUCUGUACGCCCCUGCCGAUACCAUUGCCUGGUCAGGGCCACCUAUAAGGGGUAUAGAAGAACAACCACCCACCAGCUAUGGUCGGGCAUUUCAGCUGUCCCGGGAAGAAGUCGCAAGGGUAGUGAGUGUGACCAGACAGAAUCAAACAACAGUGACGGCGCUCAUCACAGUGCUCACUGCCCGGCAACUAGCCCGGCUGUAUGGACCGGCCCACAGCCGAUUUAUUGGCUCAGUUCCUUUCUCGCUUAGGAAGUUCUUGAGGAACCACAAGCCAGGCGAGAUGGGGCUAUUUACUGGAGCAGCCGAAGUAUUGUUUUGCUCUGAUAACAGCCGACUACAGGGAUACAUCCCUUGUGGAUCUAGCAUUACCCCCACACGCAAGAGUUUGGCCGAGGAUGGGGCCUUGUGGAACAGCGUCAGAGCGUGUGGAAAGAUCAUUCAUGAAAGGAGUAAAUCGAAUGUGAACCUUUCGAACGGCUUAAUGAAAUUCAUUGGCGAUUUCAGGCCGUUGUUUUCUAGAUUGGUCGGAAGCAGAAGGCGACAUGCCUUUUGUGUUACUAAUCUUGGGGCUGUAGAUGGCGGUCUAGUAUCACAAUCUCAGGGUGUGCCAAAGACGUCAGCAGCGUUUGACAGACUCCUUUUUUCGGUAGGAAUGUCUGCAAUCAGUGAUCCAUAUACUGUGUGUCUUGCUUCUGUUGCUGGCGGCUACAUGACAGUUACUUUGAACUGGGAUGAGGGUGUUGUUGACGAGAGUGAUGCCCUAUCACUCCUUCGCGGCCUGAAACAGGAUUUGAAUGCUAUAGCCAUGGCUACGGAGGAGCAGUGUACUGAAAGUUCUAGAAUGUGA